Molecule: messenger RNA, 1703 nt
Organism: Carcharodon carcharias (great white shark)
Lineage: Eukaryota; Metazoa; Chordata; Chondrichthyes; Lamniformes; Lamnidae
Product: transmembrane protein 132E-like
Exons: 4
Coding region: 324-1703 (459 amino acids)
Source: RefSeq, a predicted model, not a curated record
GACACGCUUGGCUCUCGCGCUGCCGAAGCAGCCGUUGGGCUCCGGCUGCUGUGAUUGUGGAAGCCGCGUGCGCGGAGCUCCGGCUCUCGCGCCCGCCUGUUCGCCUUCGGAGCUCGGGAGCCGUUGGGUGGAGGCUGUGGAGCCCGCCUCGCGCUGCCUAGAGAAAGCGCCCAAAUAUCUGGGAUUAGUCAAACAACACCGGGUCACGGCGACAACUUUUUCUUAAGAAGUAAAAAUGAUCGCGAACUUCCAACACACUUGCCUUUCCAAACCAGAAAGGAAAAUGUAACUGCUCUUCAUGGUAGACAGUUAUCACAGAAGAGAUGCUUUUAAAUAAAGUCAACAUGUGCAUUGCAAGCUACUGUGGGACCAUAGCGCUCGUCCUCUUCGCGAUCGCAAACGUUCACAGCAAAGUGUUGCCUACGAGUCCAGAAAGAUUGCAGAGUUUCUACACAUCCCCAGCCUAUCUUCCUGUGAACUACAAGCUCUCAAAUGUGCAGCUAGCCUUUUUCCUAAAUAAGGACAAGCCAAACACACAAUGGAACAGCACCAAAUCACUCCAACGCUUGGAACAUUUUGUUGUAUUUCAGACAAAGGAACUUCCGGUGGUGAAUGCCACUUUAGGACCUUUCUCCAUGGAUCGGACUCUCCCAAAAGACAUACUUCAGCCCACCAGUACAUUGGAAGUGCUAGACCGAUUCACCAUGAAUUGGAAGGUCAGAGCCUUUAUCAUCCAACAGAGGGUUCCCUUUAACCAACCACUUGUUCAAGUACUAUUUUACGUGGCAGGUCGAGAUUGGGAUGAUUUUGAUGUUGUGGAUAAGUUGCCAUGUGCUAGACUUCAUGCCUUCCGAGAUGUGAGAGACAUUAAGAGCUCCUGCAGGCUAAGGGGAAUCUUAGCCAUAUGCCUAGUCCAAGUUGAUUUGCCCCUUGCCUGGUUUAGUUCUGCCACCUCAACUCUGGGAAGAAAGAAACCGAUGGAUAAUUUGGAUAUAAUCAGUGAAAAUCUUCAAGUUGAACUCUACUACACCUUGCAUCCUCCAGAUAGAAAUGGAGAAUGUAAUGCUGGCAGUGAUGCAUCUUCUCAUAAAGGGAAAAAUGUUAGGCACGAUGAAUCUCACCAGCAGCCUCUGCUACGUAUAGGAAGUAUCAAUUUGUUCCAGCCUCCCCAAACUCAGUUAGUUCAGGAGCAUAGGCUUGAUCGCAAUAUCUUCAUUCGCUUGCCAGAAGGACCGCUAAAACCUGGGGAGAUUCUUAGUAUCUCGGUGUUUCUAACACCAAAUUCAACAGUGGAGCAAUUCACUCUGAGGGUAAAGGCCAAGAAAGGAGUGAACCUGAAAAAUAUGUGGCCCAAAAAUCCCGAAACCUGGCAGUUGAGAUCAGAGAUCUUGAAUGGAGGAAAACAUUCCACAGCCACAGUAGAGAUGAAUAGGAAGCAAGGAGUCUUAUACAGCAGUGAAAGUGUUCAGCCCAAUGAAAUCAUUCAAUUGAACUUUGAGAUGGAAAAUUUUACCAGCCAGUCAGUGACAAGGCGUAUUAUGUGGCACGUUGACUACCGUGGAAAAAAUCCUCCUCCAGAUUCGGACAAGGUGGUGACAGAGUUGGCAGUAAUCCAAAAGGACAUCCGUGCUAUUGUACCACUCUCCAUGGUGAGUUUUUUGCACAGCCUUGAAGCUUUAGUGAUGAAUGGUCUGGUGACAUAA